AUGUCGAGGAAAAUGUUUUUGCAAGCCAAUCUACAAAGAAUCCAGAACCAGGCCAUGCGUGACCUAACCAAGAAAAUGUUGGAACCCAAUCCCGAAAAAAGAAUGACAUCGUCGGAUGUCGCUAAAAAAUUAGAACAAAUCAGGGAAUUGGGAAGUGGAGGUUAUGGAAUAGUUUUCCAAGGCGAGUGGAAUAACAUUCAAGUGGCAGUCAAACAAAUUCUUUCAUCCAAAGUCGAAAGUAACAAACUAGAGGAAGAAGCGUUACAAAAGCUGAAUCAUCCGAAUGUUAUCAAACUUUUCUACGUGGAAAGCAACUCGGAGAAUAGACAUUAUGCGAUGGAAUUGUGCGCUGCUUCACUAGACGAAUUAUUUUUGAAUGAGAAGGAACAAAAAAAAUUUCUAGUACCAAUGCCACCAGAAACUAAAGUUUUCCUCCAGCUGGCCGAAGGGCUCCAAUACAUCCACGAAAAAAGUCUGAUCCAUCGCGACAUUAAACCCCCAAAUGUUCUGAUUCACGUCAAGCUGUCGGAUAAAUGGUUCCCACCGGUAAUAUUGAAAUUAAUGGACGACACAGAAGCUAAUUUAACUGAAUGUCAAGCAAAAUAA
Daphnia pulex (common water flea) is the source of this 606-nucleotide messenger RNA. Its product is annotated as tyrosine-protein kinase Lyn-like. The record is from RefSeq and is a predicted model, not a curated record. Lineage: Eukaryota; Metazoa; Arthropoda; Branchiopoda; Diplostraca; Daphniidae. Gene Ontology annotation, cellular component: IRE1-TRAF2-ASK1 complex. Bases 1 to 606 code for a protein of 201 amino acids. The transcript is spliced from 4 exons. Gene Ontology annotation, biological process: intrinsic apoptotic signaling pathway in response to endoplasmic reticulum stress; IRE1-mediated unfolded protein response; protein phosphorylation. Gene Ontology annotation, molecular function: protein serine/threonine kinase activity; ATP binding; RNA endonuclease activity.